GUAGUCGGCCGGUGAACCUCAACUCGGCCAUUGGACACUCGGCCAAGUCGGCACUCUCGCUCCGUUUCCCCUCAAGCCACCUCGUCCUCUCGGAACUCAACAGGGAGAGGCGUCGGUCAACUGGGUUACCAGGGGCGCUCAAGCGGCAACGGUCGCAAGUUAGCUCAGCCCAAGUGGAACCCGGAUCCUGACACCGAAAGGCCAGCCACCCACCAAACCCCCAGACCAGAUCUUCAGUGCAGAGGAUCCCCUGGCCACCCCCAAGGCCAGCGGUAAAUUACACAGUAUCUCACUUUCCCUGAACGUGUUGGCCGGUGGUCCAGAUGCCAGCCUUCCAGCAACCCCCCGAUAACGCGGCCUGGGAGUUACCCGUUUGGAGCCGCGACUACUACCCUACGGUCGUGAGCACGCGUAUAUAUCUUGCAAUCGCUCUCCUUCUCAUCGUAGUUGCGUCCCGCGCCCUCAUUCGGCGCGGUCGAGUUUCGCGGAGUUCUGGUCCAGGGUCCCCCACGGCCCACAACCAGCACAAGUCAAGUCAGCUCUCACUCUCAUCCCCGUCUGCACCAGAAAAGGACCUGCAAGGGUUAACGGCCAAGCUCGAGCCUCACCCUGGCUGCCUGCCGGCUCAAGCAGACUGUGCGCAGGCACACAGGGCCCUGAGUAUCGUACCGAGCGAGCUCAGGCCUUCGGGAAGGCAGCCAACGAUGGAUGGCACUGACAGUGAGCUCGGUCAGGAUUUCCAGCCAUGGCCAGCAGUCCCGGCGUCAUCACGUGGUAUCAGCAUCAGCAACCCGAAACCGCGUCACGAUACCACCCCCGCACGUUUGAUCUCCGUGGCGGUAAAAGGGAGAACAAGACGCAGCCGCUCGCCUGCCGGCUCUUCUCGAGCGUCUUCUGCGAAACGCCAUAGCGGGAGCUCAGAUGGGUUCGACAGCGGUGCAUCCAUUGACAAAGGGAAGAGGUCGACAUCGGGGCUCGGGCCGAGCUUGGAGCGGGCGGGAGAAGCGAGGCCUUCCGCUUCGCAGUUCGACGACAGCGGCGAGUUUCGUCCGGGGCCCUUUCAAGACAAUUCGUUCCUUGGCCUGGACCUUUCCGUUCCCAGACGCUUCUCGCGCCCUCCUCCUCCGCCGCCCUUGACGCCCCCGACGCUCAGCAGCGCCGGUUUUCCCUUCGAGGACCGCCGUCCGAGCCGUGCCGCCUCGAUAUCUCCGGCUCGGGAUACGAGCUUCAUCCACCAGCCCAACCCAGAGUACGGCGCUGCCGCCUCCACGUCCAGCGGCCUGCCUAGCUCCAGCCCCCUGAGCGCCGCAGCCCUUCCGCGCCGCAGGUCCUACACCAGAAGCGUACCCAUCGGCAUCCCCGUCCCAACCACGAACGCGUCCGCCCCCUCGUCGUCUGGAACCAUGACGACCCCGGGGAACAGCAGCCACGCCUUCUCGCCGUCGAGCUACCCGCCCACAUCCCCGCUGCUCCCGCCCCCGCCGCCGGGCCAGUACGACUACUACAAGACGCCGCCUUCCGCACCGCCCGAGUACGAGUUCGUCGGCGGGCCCGGGGGGCCGGGCGUGUUCCUCUCGCAGCACGAGAUCGAUCUGCAGGGCGAGAUCAUCUCGGUCGUGGACGACGCCGGGCACGGGUGGACACGCCACACGCGCGUCUAUGGCGGCGGCGUGUGUCUGGCCUGCGCGGCGGCCGCCGCGCGGGACGGCGGGCAGGGCGGCUUCUACGGGGAUAAAGUGCCGCUGGAGGACCGGCGGUAGCUGGUCGGUUUCUGGUAGGCGGCGUUGCAAUCGCGGGAUGCCCCCGUAGAGAAGGGGAGGGGUGGGGUUCGGGAGAUUGACCGGAGGGGAGGGGGAAGUUGGAGUCGGUUGGAUAUCUGCGUGUAUCUGCGGCUGCCGGCUUGUUGGUCUGGUGUUUUUUUCUGGGACAACAGGAAGUGGUGGGCUCUCUCUCCCAGCAACACACUACGGACGACAGCAGAAAGCC
Molecule: messenger RNA, 1986 nt
Organism: Thermothielavioides terrestris NRRL 8126
Lineage: Eukaryota; Fungi; Ascomycota; Sordariomycetes; Sordariales; Chaetomiaceae
Exons: 2
Coding region: 1404-1760 (118 amino acids)
Source: RefSeq, a predicted model, not a curated record